UCAACAUGUGCAAUUAUAUCCAGAUCCAAUAUCAUUGCGGCCACUUCCGGUUUCCCGUGCAGCGCUGGUGCCACGUCUACGAACGCACGCAUAAGAAGUGCCAGCCCAAUGUUACUUGCGCCGAGUGGAGGGGCGAUGAAGUCUGUCCGGAUUGCCGACCAGUCCCGAAACCAGCUUGGGAGUGGAUGAUCACGAGGCCGCGUCAGAGUCCAUAUGUGUGAAUUGAGAUUACGCCAAUGUUCAUGUCAUUAGCGGAGGACCAGGUAGUGGAGGUAGUUUCAAUAUGACUCUCAGCGAGCGACAUGUUCCUCUUUCCCUGCAUGUGACGAGCAAUGGGCAGGACUACAUAGUUCAAGUACUAGAUACGAUACACCUGAAAAUCCUAGCGCUCCAUGCUAGCCUGUCGCGAUGGACAUGGUCAAAGGUCGGCAUAGCUGUGGCCUGCUUUGGUGAGCGAACACGCCACGCGCAUGUGGAAGCC
Messenger RNA from Microdochium trichocladiopsis, 481 nucleotides. RefSeq lists its product as uncharacterized. The transcript is spliced from 4 exons. NCBI's taxonomy places the organism in Eukaryota, Fungi, Ascomycota, Sordariomycetes, Xylariales, Microdochiaceae. The record is from RefSeq and is a predicted model, not a curated record. Bases 6 to 221 code for a protein of 71 amino acids.